UAUAAGUAGGAUGAAAACAGUCUAUCAGUAAGUAGUAAAUAGACAAGACGUAUUUUAACGUUUAUUAUUUAAAUAUAAGAAUAUGAGUAUAAUAUUAGAAAAUGGUAUCAUUAAAACACCAAGUAUUGAUUAUGACGAAGAGUGUGGUGGGCUCGGAGUAGUUUUGUACAAGUAUUUAAAGAAGCAUUCCGAAAGAUUAGCAUUGAUUAACGCAACAACUGACGAACACUUAACUUAUGAAGAACUCCUCCACAAAAGUGUAAGAACAGCGGUAAACCUCAAGAGAAGAGGUUUUAAGCAAGGCGACUUGAUUGCUAUUUGUUCAAACAGGGAAAAUAUCGAUGCUAAUGUUGUUAUUGUAGCUGGCCAACUUAUAGGACUAACAACAUUCAGCUUGGAUCCAAUUCUUACAACCAAGGAAUGUGUCGAUUUGUUAUCACAAGUCCAACCACAUCUCAUUAUCUCUAUAGAAAGUUCCAAAGCUAGAUUACAAGAGACUUUGAGAGAAUUAAAAAUAAAAAUUGAUAUAGUAUGUUUUGGAAAAGAGUUUGAAGAAGAGUUUCUGUCUACAAACGAAAGCGAAAAUAAUUUUGAACCAUUGCACAUCAAAAACCUUCGAGAUACCUGUAUGAUACAUUUUAGUAGCGGAUCAACUAGUCGUCCUAAGGCCAUAUGUUUGCCUCAUUACUAUUUUAUGGCAGCGGCUGACAGUGUAAAAAAGUGGGAUACAAUUCAAGAGAAAACACUUUUUAACAAAAAUGUAGGACAGGUAUCUUUGAGAUUCUCCAACUGGUACUGGAUCUCUGCCAGUUUAGAGCUAAUCAGAAAUACUGCCUGUGGUGGAUGUCGAGUACUAAGGGAUAAAUAUGUGGUUAACGAAUUUGGAAAACUUAUUGAAAAAUACAGUAUAACUGUGUUGUUCCUGACCCCACUUAACUGUAUUGAUGUCGUGAAGAAUAGACAUUGGCAAUCUUACGACACUUCUAGCUUAGAGAGGUUAAUGACAGGAGGCUGUACGCUUCACAUAGAAUAUAUUCUUAGUUUGAGGAAACUAUUUCCAGGUACUUUUGUUACUCAAUCCUAUGGUAUGACUGAGUGUAGCUUACUCACCAUCUUCGAAAACUUUUAUCCAGAACAUAUUAUAUUGGGCACGGAAAAACCAACGAGUUGCGGACUACCAGUAUCCGGUUAUCAUUACAAAGUAAUAGACUUAGACACAGGAAAAAGAUGUGGUUACAACCAGCAUGGAGAGUUAUACGUCAAAGGCAAAUGUAUGUUUACUGGGUUUUAUAACGGCGAUGCGUCAUCUAGUUUUGACAGCGAAGGGUACUUUAAAACUGGCGAUUUAAUGUGGUUUGACGAAGAUUUUUGCUUCUAUGUAGCAGAUAGAAUCAAAUCAGUUUUAGGGUGGAAUGACUGGCUAAUCUAUCCAUACGACAUUGAAAAAGUAUUACAGGAGCAUCCAGCUGUUUUAGAAGCGAUUGUUAUAGGCAUUCCACACAAAAUUGAGGGCGAACGCUUAAUGGGGGUAGUACUCAAAAACAAAAGCUUUAAUGUAACUGAGAAAGAGUUAGUGAAAUUUGUUGAAGCUAGAGUUGAAGACCACAAAAGAUUAAGGGAAGGUGUCACGUUUAUAGAAGAAUUUCCUUUAACCAUUACUGGCAAAAUUAACAGACUGCAAACCAAGAAUAAAGUAUUGGCAGAAAUAAGAAAGAAAUAAUUUAUAUUCUAAUAACACACAGUUUUAUUAAUACAUAUCAAAACUAUAUAUCAAAACAUAGCAGUUAAUUGUAGUAAAUUAUUUAAGUUCAUGCUAUUGACUUUUAUUUCAUGUUAAUGCCAAACCAAAUAAAAUUAUUAAAUAAAAAAUAUUUCU
Molecule: messenger RNA, 1876 nt
Organism: Sitophilus oryzae (rice weevil)
Lineage: Eukaryota; Metazoa; Arthropoda; Insecta; Coleoptera; Curculionidae
Product: luciferin 4-monooxygenase-like
Exons: 9
Coding region: 83-1720 (545 amino acids)
Biological process (GO): fatty-acyl-CoA biosynthetic process; long-chain fatty acid metabolic process
Molecular function (GO): long-chain fatty acid-CoA ligase activity
Source: RefSeq, a predicted model, not a curated record